Molecule: messenger RNA, 1679 nt
Organism: Brassica napus (rape)
Lineage: Eukaryota; Viridiplantae; Streptophyta; Magnoliopsida; Brassicales; Brassicaceae
Product: putative F-box/kelch-repeat protein At3g22730
Exons: 1
Coding region: 81-860 (259 amino acids)
Source: RefSeq, a predicted model, not a curated record
CAGCUUUUCACUGCGAUGGUUUAUUGUUAUGCACCACCAGGGAUGAACUCGUGGUUUAGAAUACUUGUUUAGGUGAAACCAUGUGGAUCAAACACAGCAAAGGCAGCAAAAGGGUUAAAGAGAGAAAGCCUAUGUAUGCUUUAGGAUACGAGAACAACCAGUCUUGCCGCAGCUACAAAAUCUUGAUGUUUUGGAAUUGUGACGAAUUAUACGACGGCCAAGUCGAUGGAUUUAAAGUCUAUGAUUUUAACUCUAAUGCGUGGAGAGUUGUUAAUUAUCUCAACUGCUUCAUAAUGAAUUCUCAUGGCGUGAAGUUGAAAGGAAAUGGUUACUGGAAUGCUUAUGAUGACAACUACGUCGACUACAUACUCAGUUUUGAUUUUACAAGAGAGAGAUUUAUACGUUUGUGUUUACCUCCCCCAUCUCAGGGCUGCAUGUAUACGUCUCUAUCAGUUGUUAGAGAAGAACUCUCAGUGUUACGUUGUGUGAAAGGUUCAUCAAAGAUUGAGAUGUGGGUGACGACCAAUAAAAUGGAUACUUCUGCUUCAGAAUUGUCAUGGAGCAAAUCCUUUACAAUGAACUUUGGUUUUCCUGUCUUAGUUUACACGGGUCUUUUAAUCGACGAAGAUAAGAAAGUGGUCUUGUGUAAUACAAUUGUGGGGGACCACUUGAGGGGGGCAUGUACUAUUGGAGAGGAAGAUAAAUAUUACUCAGAAAUCGCUUUUGAAGGAAUGUCUUUAUCACCACCUCCUCAUAUUUUCAAUUAUGUUCCAAGUUUGGUUCGAAUCCAGGAAGGUACUGAAUUAGAUGUUUUUGGUAAAAGUCCUCGUAGGAGAGGGGAUGAUCCUCCUACAAGAUGAGGUGAUACUGCAAUGUGUGAUCAUGACUUCCAGUUUUCACAAGAAAUUGAUGACAUGAUAUCCUAAUCAGAUGAAUGGAGAUAGAGUGCACUGAUUUUAGCAGUCGUCUUAGAAGCCGCGGUCGUGGGUGGAAGACGCAGUGUGUUAUCUUGUGACAAAAGUGAUCUCUCCUGAUAUUUAUAAUUUAUUCACCCGUUGAACCCCUCUCUUUGUCUCAUUAUAUCUUUGUAUAAUCAUCGCAGUUUCUGCGAACCUUGAAAUUUCAUUAUCACCUUGAACAAUAUCUCAGUUCUCAAAAAGGAACUCUUUGGCACUCUAUCUUCUUGUAUCUUGUGAACUUUUUUAGCUUUGGCAUUAAUUUUAAAGAUUUUAUUAAUUUCAGUUAGAACGUGUUUGUUUUCCACUUUGAGUGUUGAUCGUAUAGAUGAAGUUGUUCAGGUAAAAUAUUUCCAUACCAAUAAUAUCAUCUCACUGAUUCCAAAAAUAUAUGAUAUAGCGGAUUCCUCCAACUAGCAGAGCGGCGAAUUGAAUCCUGAAAAUCUGGAGAAAGACUUGAAUAUAAUACUGCAAGUAAGUCCUUCCUUCACGAUAUCCUCACUUUCGUGAUAAUUUCAAAACCAAGAGCACACCAUAAAUCUACUGAAAAGGGUCAAGGCAAUAAAAUGUCCCCCCUCCCCCUUUCCCUUGAUAUUACUUGUAUACAAUGACAUGACAUGACUCCCCUUUGACUCUUUUUGUUUAUGUUUAUUUAGGCUUUUAAAUCUGAACUUUGUUCCUCCUUCUAUUGAAUUUAGCGAUGAACUUAGCCUAAAUAAUUCU